AUGCAAGAGUUCUUCACAUUUGAUGGCAGUGUCCUGCGCACCAACAUUGCCAUGAGCGCGACCGGCUCGACGCUGUACGUGGUUGGCAGCGUGGGCUACUUGCCCGCAGUGCUGGCAGUCAACCCCUUGAUAGGUAUCUACGGUUUUGUUUUGGGGUCUGCCUUCAUUGCGUGGUCUCAGCUCUGGAAGACGUACCGCAUUGGCGGGGGCGAGCUGCAGGAGGGAUUCCACCUCAAGACCUUUGCAGCUGCCGAUGCCUUCACCGCGGCCGGUGUGGAGCUGAGUGCGGGCAUCGGGGCCCUGUGCUUCUUCUUUGGCACCCUCCUGUACGACAACGGCCCCCUGGAGGGCCCCGGCAGCGUGCUGGCCACGGUGCUGUGGAUCUGGGUGGUGGGCAGCGCGUGGUUCACCACCGGCGGCCUGUUUCUGGCGGCGCGCCACGCCUUCAUGCGCGUGGUGUGA
This is a messenger RNA of Monoraphidium neglectum, 462 nucleotides long. RefSeq lists its product as hypothetical. The transcript has 4 exons. Bases 1 to 462 code for a protein of 153 amino acids. The record is from RefSeq and is a predicted model, not a curated record. NCBI's taxonomy places the organism in Eukaryota, Viridiplantae, Chlorophyta, Chlorophyceae, Sphaeropleales, Selenastraceae.